Vicugna pacos (alpaca) is the source of this 2124-nucleotide messenger RNA. Lineage: Eukaryota; Metazoa; Chordata; Mammalia; Artiodactyla; Camelidae. The record is from RefSeq and is a predicted model, not a curated record.
AUGAGAAUUCAAGACGCAGUAAAUCCUAUAAAAGAACUCCCUGGAGUGAAAAAGUAUGAAGUGGUUUAUCCCAGAAGACUUCAUCCACUGUAUAAAAGAGAGAUCAAGGAGCCAGAUAAACAGGACAAAUUUGAAACGGAACUGAAGUAUGAAAUGACAGUUAAUGGAAAAAUUGCAGUGCUUUAUUUGAAAAAAAACAAGGAUCUCCUUGCACCAGGCUACACGGAAACAUAUUAUAACUCCACUGGAAAGGAGGUCACCACGAGCCAGCAGAUCACGGAUGACUGUUACUACCAAGGACACAUCGUUAAUGAAAACAUCUCUGAUGCUAGCAUUAGCACAUGUAGGGGUCUAAGGGGUUUCUUCAGUCAGGGAGGUCACAGCUACUUCAUUGAACCUUUAAGCCCUGCAAAUCAUGACGAACAGGAACACGCACUCUUCAAGCAUGAUCCCAGUGAAAAGAAUACUGACAGCCACACCUGUGGGAUGGAGGACAUGCUGUGGACACAUGGAGUUGAUCGGAAUGGGGCCCCACCUGUCACCUUUCUGGUUAAAUCCAAAGACCGGAAGUCUCGGGAACAUAAGAAGUACAUAGAAUAUUAUUUGGUCUUGGAUAAUAGUGAGUUUAAAAGAUACAAUGAAGACCCAGAGAAAAUAAGAAAGAGGGUGCUUGAAAUGGUCAAUUACAUCAACAUGCUUUAUAAAAAGCUCAAUACUCACGUGACCUUAAUUGGGAUGGAAAUCUGGAAUGAUGGGGAUAAGAUACCGGUAACCCCAAAUGUAAGCUUGACCUUGGACUAUUUUUCUAACUGGAGGGGUUCCGUCCUCCUAAAAAGGCAGCGUCACGAUGUUGCUCAGCUAAUCACGGCCACAGAAUUUUCUGGAACGACUGUGGGCCUUGCUUUCAUGUCUACAAUGUGCUCUCCUUAUCAUUCUGUCGGCGUCAUUCAGGACCAUAGUGACAACGUGCUUAGAGUGGCAGGGACCAUGGCACAUGAAAUGGGUCAUAACUUUGGAAUGUUUCAUAACUCCAAGUUGUGUAAGUGCCCGUCUACAAACUGUGUGAUGGACAGAGCACUAAGCUUCUACAUCCCUUCGGACUUCAGCUCCUGCAGCCGAGCCAGCUAUGAAAAGUUCUUUGAAGAUAAAUUAUCAAAUUGCCUCUUUAAUGCUCCGUUGCCUAGGGAUAUCAUAUCCCUCCCGGUUUGUGGGAACCAGCUGUUAGAGACGGGAGAAGAAUGUGAUUGUGGGACUCCCGAGGAAUGUACCAACAUUUGCUGUGACCCUAAAACAUGUAAAAUCAAAGCAAGUUUUGAAUGUGCAAUAGGAGAAUGCUGUGAAAAAUGCCACUUUAAAAAGGCUGGUGCGGUCUGCAGACCAGCAAAAGAUGAGUGUGACCUGCCCGAAAUGUGUGUCGGCAACACUGGUCUUUGCCCUGAUGAUCGGUUCCGAGUGAAUGGCUUCCCUUGCCAAAAUGGGAAGGGCUACUGCUUGAUGGGGAUGUGCCCCACUCUGCAAGAGCAGUGCGCGGAUCUGUGGGGACCAGGAACCCAGGUUGCAGAUAAGUCAUGUUUCAGAACGAAUGAAGGAGGGUCAAAGUACGGGUACUGCCGAAGAGUGAACAACACUCACCUUCCCUGCAAAGCGAAGGAUGCCAUGUGUGGGAAGUUGUUCUGUCAAGGUGGGUCAGAUAGUAUGUCCUGGAAAGGAGAUAUAAUAACUUUCAAGACAUGUAAAACAUUUGAUUCUGAAGACAUCAAUCAAGAAUUAGGCAUGGUAGCCAAGGGAACCAAGUGUGGGGAUAACAAGGUUUGCAUUAAUGCAGAAUGUGUGGAUGUGGAAAGAGCUUACAAAUCGGCCAAUUGCUCCUGGAAGUGCAAAGGACACGCUGUAUGUGACCAUGAGCUCCAGUGUCAGUGUCAAGAAGGAUGGAUGCCGCCAAACUGCGAUGACUCCUCCGCCAGGCUGGUCUUCAACUUCUCCGUUGUGGUUGGGGUGCUGUUCCCUGUGGCUGUCAUAUUUGUGGUGGUUGCCAUAGUAAUGCGGCAUCAGAGCACCAGAGGAAAGCAGAACAAAGUCUGGAGGCAGGUUUUUGUCUUGCUUCGGGGACUCUUUGGCCUCUAA